AUGAUCGAGUUCCUCCGACGUGCUUCCAAUGUAUGGUGUUGGUCGUUGACGGCACGAAGGCUGGUUCAUGCUGAAGCACUCCGUCGAAUCUACGUCAAUGCCCAAAAGGCAUGUUCGCGUAUACGACCCGUACCGAGAGUUGACCCUCGGGCUGUAUUUGUCAACAAUGAACUCGACCUCGCCUCGAUUGAUGUAUACGGAUUUGAUUAUGAUUACACUCUCGCUGUUUAUACUCGAGCUCUAAACGCGCUCAUAUAUAAGUUGGCGCUUCACCGUCUCGUCACACAAUUCAAGUAUCCUGAAAGUAUUCUCGAUAUACCUUAUGACAGCGAAUUUGCAAUUCGAGGAUUGCACUUUGACGUCCAAAGCUCUUGUCUCAUGAAAGUUGACGCCUUCUCCCAAAUUCAAUGCGCCUCUGUAUAUAAAGGAAGGAGAAGGCUUUCCGACGCCGAGGUGAAGAAACUCUUUCCACGACUAUCUCUUCCUGACAUGAAAGGGCGACAAAUGCCGCAACUGGUGGACUUCUUUUCUCUCCCUUGGGCAGGUCUACUCUCCACUGUCGUACAUUACUGUGACCUUCAUAACAUUGUAUUCGACCCUAAAUGCUUAUAUGAUGAUUUGGAGGAAUGUGUGAAACAAGUACACACUAGUGGUGAAAUGUACCGCGAAGUAUGUGGAGACUUAAAACACUUCGUACAUCCCAAUGAGGGUCUCAAAGAGUAUUUGGAAAUGUUGUAUUCAAAUGGAAAGGAGCUGUUUGUGGUUACCAAUAGUCCAUUCACGUUCAUAAAUGUUGGUAUGACGUAUAUGUUGGGUAAAGAUUGGAGAAAGUUUUUCAAAUACAUAGUCGUGUUGGCGAAAAAACCAACCUUUUUCGUGGGACGCGAGCCAUUCCGGUAUGUCUUUAAGGGUUAUCAGGACGCAGAACGAGUCGUUCUUACUGUGAACUAUUUCAGAGUAUACGAUCCUGACUUGGACAUGCUGAAGUUUGAGAAAGUUCAUCGUCUAGAGGAGGGUAACGUAUACGCUGGAGGAAAUAUCAACGAGCUAUCAACUCGCGCUGGUUUCAAAGACAAGGGUGUGCUCUACUUUGGUGACCAUAUUUACACUGACCUUGCGGAACCGAUUCUGAGACUAGGAUGGCGUACUGCGGCCGUGGUCCCUGAACUCGCACGAGAGAUAAGGAUACAAAAUGACGAAUCCCAUCAGAAAAUCAUACAGUGGUUGGAAAUGCUCACGGCAAUCAUUGAAUUGUAUCGACCAGAAUCACUUAAGGAUCCCGAAUCUGUAAAGGUUAUCGAAGAGUGGCAGGCUGAAAGAGGCGAAUACAGACUCUCUGAUGUCUAUACAAGCCGUGUACCAAAUCUGCUUAAGUACGAUCUUCGCCAUUGUUUCUUUCCUCGCCGAAAUGCUCUACCACACGAAGGAUUACACUCUGUUCCAAUCAACUCGGAUUCUAUACUCGAAAUUUUGAAACAUAAUGAGGAGCUUCGCGGUGAUUCCGAGCAACCAUGA
Molecule: messenger RNA, 1515 nt
Organism: Haemonchus placei
Lineage: Eukaryota; Metazoa; Nematoda; Chromadorea; Rhabditida; Trichostrongylidae
Source: the annotation of a GenBank genome assembly